Cyclospora cayetanensis is the source of this 1035-nucleotide messenger RNA. RefSeq lists its product as uncharacterized. The coding region runs from base 1 to 1035 and encodes 344 amino acids. The record is from RefSeq and is a predicted model, not a curated record. Lineage: Eukaryota; Apicomplexa; Conoidasida; Eucoccidiorida; Eimeriidae. The transcript is spliced from 8 exons.
AUGGAGCGAUCCUUGGAAAACGUCGGAGCAGCUGCCGCAAAGGAAAGAGCAGAAGAAGCCUCCCUCUUGGGGUACGAUUUGUCGGGGCUGGAAUCCGAAAUGUCGGCUGCAGCAGCGCAACAACUGCGAAUGGCCUUUGCGGAGCUGAAGAGCUGCGACCACAAUUAUUCGACUCUGUGCCCCUUUGCGUGGACGCCGCUUCCAGGAGAAAGCGCCUGCAAGGCUCCCAAGACGUACAUUGGCAAGUGCGAGAAGGAGAGAUCAUUUGCCGUGAGUCAGGAAGAAAAGCAGCAGCUCGAAAACGAGUGCCUUGUUUCUUGGCCUUGCCUGAAGAAAUGCACGCGAGAUUUCGACGCCCCCUGCCCGGAGGACUGGACGGAAGCAGGAGGCGGCUUCUGUCAGGCCCCCUUUUCUUAUGCAGGUCGAUGCGCGCGCAAGACGAACUUCGCAGUCAUGUCCGUGUACGUGAACGCACCCCGUGAUGUGCAGCGCCUAACUGCGCAGUCGAACUUCUCACGCCUCGUCUGCAGCUCGGAGAAGCAGCGCUGGUCAACAGCCUGCACAGCCUUCUGGCCCUGUGCAGCUCCCUGCCGUCGCGACUUCUCAGCUGCCUGCCCGCAGAGUUGGACUUUGAGCGGAGACAUCUGCGAGGCGCCUGAAGCGUACAGCGGCCCUUGCAGCAAACAACAGGCCGUCGGUGCUUCUCCGGAGCUCAAGAAACGCUUCGAAGAAAAGUGCCAAGUCCUCUUUCCCUGUAAAACUUCCUGCGCGGAAGAGUAUGCAGGGCCCUGCACUGGUGGUCUGACGGCUAUGGAUACUACGGCGAAAGGCGCGGAGGCAGAAGCCUCCAUGGCAGAAACAGAAGACACGUGCGGCGUCUCAUUCAGCUGCGGAGCUCCCACCUGCAUGCGCGACUACUCAGCUCCCUGUCCUCUCGCUUGGACGCUGAGCAGAGACGUCUGCGAGGCUCCUGUAAGGCUCUCCCCCAGCGCUAAACCCACACCAAACUCCUCAUCCGCCUUACUCCUAAACUGA